AUGUCUAUGUGGAUAUGGCACCCCGAAUGGACAGAGCAGUCAACGGACUCGGCUGGAGCAUUUGUUCACUUUCGCAAGAGAUUCACCCUGACGGAGAGCCUCUCAAAGCCAGUACACAUUCACAUCACCGCCGACACGAAAUAUAAACUCUAUGUAAAUUCCGAAUUUGUAUCUGUCGGUCCCGUGAAAGGGGACCAGCAUCUCUGGUUUUAUGACGAGCUAGACAUUCAACCUUACUUGAGAUUGGGUGUCAACACCAUCAAUGUUAGAGUGCUGCGAUUGUACCAUGCCACGGCACACGCAACCAGUUUUCCACGAUUACAUGUGCCAGGUCUUCUCCUCCGCAACGCCUGCUCAGAUUUGGAUCUGGCCAUCAAUGUCCAGACCGACGACAGCUGGGAAACGGCUCUUGAUGAAUCAACCAUCCUACCCACAGACAUUUCAGAGGACGCAUUCUUACAUGUCUACGAGAAAGUCGGUCAUAUGACCCAACCAAACUGGGUCCCGGCCAAACCUUUAGUCUUUCCCACCUCCCACGGUCUUUCAGCCCCAUGGAAACUUUCUCCUCGACUGAUACCAUUUCCUCAAUAUGAGUCAGUGACAUUCAAGUCGAUUCACAAGAUUGAAAGCAACCGGUCUCGAGCAGACUGGGAACAAGCUUUACUCGGUUCAGAUGAUACCAUUUCCGAGGGAAUUCUUCUUCCAGCUGGAAGUCGGCAUCAUCUAGAACUGGAACUUGAGAACCAUACCACUGCACUGCUUUACUUUCGUUUCAAGUGGCCUGAACAUGCCGGUAGUAUGAUGAAAGUGACCUACUCCGAGUGCUAUGAAGACGAACCCGAGACUGUCCCGUGGGUUAGAAGGAAGGGCGACCGCCGUGAUACCAGGAAGAAACUCGUCGGACCAACAGACGAGUAUACGAUCCCUGGGAUCGCCGAACAAAAGCUCGGGGGCACACUGAGCUACAACUCAAACUAUUCUGAUGAGGAUGUCUUUGCACCGUUUCACUUUCGCACAUUUCGAUUCCUGGCAUUGGACAUCAGUGUAUCAGAGCUAUCAGAUCUCACCAUGAAGCGCAUCGACAUAACUACGACCAAAUACCCCCUGCAUGUGCUUGCAGAUUUUGACGUUUUAUCCGUUGAUAAUGUCUACCGGAAAAUGUGGACGACAAGCAUUCGAACCCUCUCAAAUUGCAUGCAUGAUUGUUAUGAGGAUUGUCCUUUCUAUGAGCAACUUCAAUAUGCAAUGGACACCAGGAGCUCGUCCCUUUUCACAUACUGUUGCUCAGGCGAUGAUCGCCUAGCACGCCAAGCAAUCAUCCAACUUCACAACUCAUACUCGCCAGAAGUUGGACUCACAGCAAGCCGCGCGCCAGCUCACCAACUUCAGCUAAUUCCUCAUUUCUCCCUGUUUUGGAUCUGCAUGAUAAGCGAUCAUUUCGAAUACUUCAAUGACGCCGAAUUUGUUCGUCAGUUCUUGCCCGUGUGCGACGGCGUGUUGGAGUCGUUUGCUCGUCGAAUCGACCCUACGCUCGGCCUGAUUCGUAUGUCUGAUAGCUUACUGCAAUGGGACUUUGUGGAUUGGGCGGACUCAUGGAAGCCACUCGGAAUUCCACCAGCGGCUGAAAGGUCUGGCUUUGCAUCGUAUACCAACAUGUUGUAUUCAUACACCCUGAAGCGGAUAUCAACAGUUUUGCUUUCUGCGGGUCGCCCAGGAGUUGCUAGUGAAUACCAAAUGCGAGCCAAUGCAACACAGCUUGCGCUGAAGGCCCACUGCUUUGAUGGUCACUUCUUCACAGACGGAUUAGCCUCAGAGGCAGCUGGUGACAAUAAUUAUAGCCAGCACGGUCAGGUUUGGGCGGUGCUAUCCGGUGCCGCUACAGGCGAUUUGGCUUAUGAUAUCAUCUCCGAAUGCACUGCAGUGUCUGGUGCUAGGGAUUUUACACCAGCGUCAACAGCCAUGUCCUUUUAUGCGCUUCGUGCUAUGUCAAUGGUCGGAGGUAGUCUUUAUGACGAACGCUUCCACCAAUUUUGGGGGCCAUGGAAAACCCAGUUGUCGCAGAACCUUAACACCUGGUUGGAAGAUACAGUCUUCCAACGAUCGGAUUGUCAUGCAUGGGGAAGCUCGCCGAUAUACGAGUUCAUGACUGAGGUUGCUGGUGUUCGAAUGGGUACACCAGGAUGGAGGAAUAUGACCUUCCAUCCACGGGUUGGUUUGUUCCCGACACUCAAUGCCACAGUUCCCUUUGGGGCCUAUGGCUCAUCUGGCAUUGCACAUGUUCAUUGGAAACGCGAGGGAGAUACUAUCAAAGUUUCAUUAUCAUUGAAAAUGGACAACGGGGAGGCUGCAAACUUGCCCAUUCGAGUGGUCUUUCCAGAUGGACAUGACGAGAUGAUGGAUGGUGGUGAAGAUAUUCACCUAACUUUGAAUGCCAAAUGA
Messenger RNA from Penicillium concentricum, 2439 nucleotides. RefSeq lists its product as uncharacterized. Gene Ontology annotation, biological process: carbohydrate metabolic process. The coding region runs from base 1 to 2439 and encodes 812 amino acids. The transcript has a single exon. The record is from RefSeq and is a predicted model, not a curated record. Lineage: Eukaryota; Fungi; Ascomycota; Eurotiomycetes; Eurotiales; Aspergillaceae.